UUGACCACCGACCUUCUUCUCUAUAUCAAUCCACUCUCUCCCUAUGUGUCUCAUUCAGCCUUUCACUUUCUGUUCUCAUUCAACCUUUCACUUUCUGUACAUCGCUAUAAAGAAUCUAUGGAUCGUGUUAGAGGAUUGGGUUUGAUCAAAAAUGAAAGUCUCCAAGUAACAACAUCAACAAUCUCAGAAAAUAGAGAGACAUAGGGUGGCGUUUGAUCGAUACAAGGCGAUUAUAUUCAAUGGGGUUAGUGGGAUUGGUAGGAUGAAGCAAAAGAAGGGGAGCUAUGAUAUUAGUAAAGUCAGAGUUGUGGUGCAGUCUGCGAGCGAAGAUCUUACUCUUGGUGUGGAUGAGAGCUAUACUUUGUUUGUGUUGAGGAAAGAUGGGAAAGCUAUUGUUGGGGAGGCGACUAUUGAGGUCAGUUUGUGUUGUAAUUUGUUGUUGCUGAUUCGAAGAUUGAUGGGUUGGUUUUGUUUUAUUAAAAGGUUGAGCUUUUCAUAGAAUGAACCAACAAUGUGUAUGAAGUUAACGAUUUUUGUUUCGUUUCAACGAAGAUAGUACGUUGUGAGGGUUCUUUUUGAUUUGAGAGGUAACUAGGCCAAAAUUAACUCAAAGACUUGAAUCAUUGAGGUAAUUUUGUGUGUGA
Fragaria vesca subsp. vesca is the source of this 644-nucleotide messenger RNA. RefSeq names its product beta-hexosaminidase 1-like. Bases 263 to 499 code for a protein of 78 amino acids. The record is from RefSeq and is a predicted model, not a curated record. NCBI's taxonomy places the organism in Eukaryota, Viridiplantae, Streptophyta, Magnoliopsida, Rosales, Rosaceae. The transcript is spliced from 3 exons.